AAGGUAAUAACUCUUGUAUAAUUGCAUGAUGUGUUCAUCUACAGUAGGAUGUUGUUUAUACAACAAUUGAUGAAGACCUAGCUACUACUAGACAAUAGAUCACAUGUGCUAUCUGAAGGAGUUGUCUAAUGUACAAUUGAAAUGUGUGGUUUUGGUGAAGUCUGGAGCUGACGUAUAGCAACAAAACUGGUUUCUUGUACUAUGGAGUCGGUGCACAAGUUGUCUCCUCUUGUGGGGAAGUAUUCCAGAUAGUUCCUUUGGGUAAGGAUUGCCUAUGUGCAUCCUCAUUGCUGAUGCUAUUGUCAUGGUCGGCUUGCUGUGGGAUUAUAGUGUUAUUAUCUUCUUGAGAGUUGAGAUCUCAGAUCUACAAUACAGAAGCAUUGCACUAGAUAAUUUCCUUGUUCCAUCAAGCAUAUUUUCCAAGUCUUCAAAGUCAUCAUCACCUCUGAAGAAAAAGAAAAAGUGAGAGGAAGCUCCUUGGCGAGUGCGACUCGUAAGUGUACAGUAAAAGAGAAAUUGCAACGAAAGAAGAACAAGGCUGACAACACAGAAGUAGGUCAAUACAGAGGUGCUGAUUCAGUCAUUUUGAACCACACAUUCGCACUGCAGCAGGCACCGAGAAACUAUCUACUUGAGAGUUGAGAUCUCAUAUCUACAAUACAGAAGCACUCUAAGAAGGCUGAUCAAUAGGAAGGCAACAUUCAACAGAUGGGGCAAAGCAAAUCAAAGCAAAAUACGGCUUCUCUGACCAAUGCAGCAGCCAGUUCUUCAUCUUCUUCUCUCCCACUUUCUCCUACUGAUCACAAAAAGCAUUACACAUACGAGGUGUUCCUGAGUUUUCGAGGCGAGGAUACGCGUUGUAAUUUUACGGAUCAUUUGUAUACCGCUUUGCGUGCCAGGGGAAUUGAGACCUUCAGAGAUGCUGAUAAGCUUAGAAGAGGAGAAGAAAUAUCACCAGCUCUUCUCAAAGCAAUUGAGGAGUCCAUAGUUUCAAGCGUCGUCUUCUCUCCAAACUAUGCUUCCUCAAGGUGGUGUUUGGAUGAACUCGUCAAGAUACUUGAAUGCAGAAAAUCUGGACAAGAGGUUAUACCAGUUUUCUACAAGGUGGAUCCCUCACAUGUACGACACCAAACGGAUGCUUUCGGUGACGCAUUUGCCACGCUUGUAAUUCAACCCAAAUACAAGGAUAGCAUUGGCAAAUGGAGGGGAGCUCUUUCAUAUGCAGCAAAUUUGUCUGGAUGGACUUACGAGGAAGGCCGGUCUGAAGCUGAAUUUAUCAAGAUGAUUGUUGGGGACUUGUCCGCCCGAGUAGUAAACCCUUCAUAUGACUUGGAUGUUGCUGAACAUCCAGUUGGAUUAGAGUCUUGCAGACAAGAUGUCAGCAGACUUUUUGAUGCCGAGAAGAAUAACAUGGUAGGCAUAUGGGGGCCUGGUGGAAUAGGAAAAACCACAAUUGCAAACGAUGUGUUUAAUUCAAUUCGCCAUGAGUUUGACUAUAGAUGUUUCUUGUCAGAUGUUAGAUCAACUAGUCUAGCUCAAUUGCAAGGGAGACUUUUGUCUCAUAUUUUAGGGGACAUAGUUUUGGAGGUGGGCAGCGUUGAUCAAAGAGUCAGUUUGAUAAGAACAAGAAUGCGAAAUAAAAAAAUUCUCUUAAUCCUUGAUGACGUGAGUCAUGAUAGCCAAUUAAAGAAUUUAGUUCCAUCCCCUGAUUGUUUUGGCCCAAACAGUAGAAUUCUCAUAACAACAAGAGAUAAACGCUGUCUAACUGCUCAUCAAGUUAAUGAAGUAUACGAGGUCAAAAUUUUAGAUGAUGAUCAAACUUUGCAGCUAUUUAGCCUGAAUGCAUUCAAAAGUAAUGGACCUCCACAUGCUUACCUGGAACUUGCACAACGUGCGGUAUGCUAUUGCCAAGGCCUUCCAUUAGCUUUGAUAGUUUUAGGCUCCCAUCUAUUUAAUAGAAGCAUAGAGGAGUGGGAAGCUACACUAGGUAGUUGUAAAGGAGGUCCUCAGGCAGAUAUACAGAAAGUUCUUAAACUAAGUUAUGAUGCUCUAGAAAAGGAUGUGCAAGAACUAUUUCUUGAUAUUGAUUGCUUCUUUAAUGGUGAGGCUGUAGCCGAUGUGAAACCAAUACUGGAAGCUUGCCACGACCACAAAACAAUGGUGACUGGUAUCGCACAACUGCAAGAAAAAGCCUUGAUAAGAAUUGACGAAGAUGAUUGCAUUUGGAUGCAUGACUUGAUAGAAGAAAUGGGUCAAGACAUAGUGCAUCAAGAGUCACCUGAUGAACCCGGGGAACGCAGCAGAGUGUGGAGUGAAGAAGAUGUCAACGAUGUUUUAACAUUAAAUACAGGAACAAAGGAAGUUAAAGGCAUUCAAGUCCCACAAUCUUCUACUAUAUCUCUAAAUGCUAAAAGCUUCUCAGGGAUGGAGAAGCUUAGAUAUAUUUCUAUGAGCAGAAUGGUGAAAUAUGAAUCCGUCUUUGGAGAUAUUGAUUAUCUCUCCAACCAAUUGAGGUGGCUUGAUUGGCCAACAUGUCCGUUGCAAUCUUUCCCAUCUGAUUUUCAUGCAAAGAAGCUUGUAAAUCUUGAUAUUUCUGGCAGCUGCAUAAUCACACGACUAUGGGAGGCACGUAAGAAUUUUCCAAGGCUAACAUUUAUGAAUUUAAGUGGUUGUACAUCCCUAAAGGAACUCCCAGAUUUCAGUGGAAUCCCUAACUUGAAAGAGUUGGAUCUAUCUUGGUGUACCAGUUUAGUUGAGGUUCCUGAUUCAAUUCGAUUCCUUCAUAACCUUGUUACCUUGAAAGUUGACAAUUGCUCUAACCUUAUUAUGUUUCCAAGAAAAAUCAACUUGAAAUCUGUAGAAACAAUCUCUGUUAGCUAUUGCAAGCUUGAGGAAUUUUCAGAAGUUGGGGAAGAGAUGGAUUUUUUGAGAGAAUUGAAUCUAAUAGGCACUUGCAUUAAAGAAUUGCAUCCGUCCAUUGCAAAACUUAUUAGGUUGGAAAAGUUGGACCUAGAGGACAGUCAAAAUCUUACAUUUCUGCCUUGUAAUAUUUAUGAGUUGCACAAUCUGAAGACUCUUUCUGCGAGAGGAUGCUCAAAACUGGCCACAUUUCCAAAAAUUCCAGUAAAGAUGGAUUCCUUGAGACGACUCUCUCUUGAAGGCAGUGACAUAAGAGAAUUGGAUGAGUCAAUUGAAAAUCUCAAUGGGCUUGAAGAGUUAGAUCUUACUAAUUGCAAAAAUCUCACGACUCUACCGUGCAGCAUUUAUGGGUUGCACGAUCUAAAGACUCUUGAUGCAAGUGGAUGCUCAAAACUGGCUACAAUUCCAAAAAUUCCAGUAAAGAUGGAUUCCUUGAGACUACUCUCUCUUAAAGAGUUAAAGGCAGUGACAUAA
Molecule: messenger RNA, 3393 nt
Organism: Rosa rugosa (rugosa rose)
Lineage: Eukaryota; Viridiplantae; Streptophyta; Magnoliopsida; Rosales; Rosaceae
Product: disease resistance protein RPV1-like
Exons: 4
Coding region: 709-3393 (894 amino acids)
Biological process (GO): signal transduction; defense response
Molecular function (GO): ADP binding; protein binding
Source: RefSeq, a predicted model, not a curated record